UCAGAUUGCGCAGCUGCAGGGUGACGUGGCUGAGCGUGACCAGAAGCUGGAGGAGCUGUUGGCCGCACACAAGGAACUCGAGGAGCGGCACGCCGACGACGCCCAAGCCGCGCAGGAGAAGCAGGCAGAGCUGGAGGGCCUGAUUGCGCAGCUGCAGGGCGACGUGGCUGAGCGUGACCAGAAGCUGGAGGAGCUGUUGGCCGCACACAAGGAACUCGAGGAGCGGCACGCCGACGACGCCCAAGCCGCGCAGGAGAAGCAGGCAGAGCUGGAGGGCCUGAUUGCGCAGCUGCAGGCUCAGAUUGAGCAACUGCAGGGUGAACUUGGCGACAAAGAGGCUGAACGUGAAAAUUCUGAAGUUGAGCAUGAUGAGGCUAUUCGCAACCUGGAAAGUGUGAUUGAAGAGCGUGACCAGGAGAUAGAAGAUGCGUUGGCUGCGCAGAGGGAACUCGAGGAGCGGCACGCCAACGACGCGUUUGCGGCUGAGGAGAAACAGGCGGAAUUACAGGCUCAGAUUGAGCAGCUGCAGGGCGACGUGGCUGAGCGUGACGAGAAGCUGGAGCAGCUGUUGGCCGCACAGAAGGAACUUAAGGAUUGUCAAGAGAGCGAUGCGCGCGCUGCCCGAGAUAAUGAGACGGAGCUGCAGCAUCGGUUGGAACUUCUGGAGAAUGAGCUGCAGUCCACGGAGAGGCAUUUGCAGGAUGAAAUCGCCGCCUACGAAGCUGAGGUUGAUGAUUGGCGUGGCAAGCUGGACGCGGAGCAGCGGCAGAGCGAGGAACAGUCUGCCGAGUUUGAGGGCCGCAUAAAGGAGCUUGACGGAGAGCUGUCGGACGCCAAGAGGCGCAUUUAUGAACUGAGGCACUACAUGACCGAUUUUGAACAGUACACUCGUGGCGCCUAUGAGACGACGCUCGAGGGAUUCUCUGCGAAGCGGCAAGAGGCGCUGGAGGAGCUCAGCCUAAGCAGUAGUGCCAACAUGACCGACUACGCCAACGCCACGGCGGCACGGCUGCAACUGAUGGAGGCGGUUGAGCAGCUGCAGCGGAUGUUGGAGAAGGAAAAGCAGCAGGCAAACGAGGAGAUCGGUAAACUGCGCAACUCACUGGCACAGUCGAAGUCCGCGAGCCACAAUCGUAUGGAGGAAGUCCUUGCGUUUGUGCGGUCCGCACAGGGCGCCCUUCUUCAGGCGGUGGAGGCUGGCACUGAGGACGUUGAUGGGAUCUCUCGCUUGGGGUCACCGGAGCCUCGUCGUGGUGUUUCAGUGCCACUUGGCGACUGCUCGAACAAGGAAAAUAAUGCGAAGCGCAGCAGCUCGCGAGCCAUGUUUGCACCGAUGAGCCAUGCGGUGUGA
This is a messenger RNA of Trypanosoma conorhini, 1351 nucleotides long. RefSeq names its product putative OSM3-like kinesin. The record is from RefSeq and is a predicted model, not a curated record. Lineage: Eukaryota; Euglenozoa; Kinetoplastea; Trypanosomatida; Trypanosomatidae. The transcript has a single exon. The annotation marks the transcript as partial.